ACUAAUUUGCUAAUAUAAAGGGCGUCUGCUUUACCAAUACUAAACAACUAUGUCGCAUAUAUUGCCAGCUAAGGAUAUUUAAUGAGGUAAAAUUCUUAUUUAGCAAUUGAAAAACCGACUGUCUGCUGCAAGUUUGCGAUGCUGAAGGAAUGGUUAAACCACAGGUUACUCAUGGAAACAAAGGGGGCCUCUGAAAAUGUCCAAUCCAGUUAAAAAAGUGAGACAAGUAGAAAAACUGCCCCUGAAGUCCAGAGGAAUCCAAAGCAAGGCAUCUCAUGAUCUCAGGAGGCUUCAGUCUCUGCUUGCCAAAAGCGUUCCCAGACAAGAGGUGGCAGCGUUGAGUCACAGUAAAGCACGCAGCAGUGGAUCCAGCAGAUCUCAAGGUCUGCAUCCUACAAAAGACGCCAACAGACAGAGGAGUGAGAGCGACAUCGCCAGUGAGGCCUCUGAACUGGAAAAAUUCAGUAUCACAUACAGAGACCAAAGAUGUUUCAGCAGCCAUCCACUUCACAAACUCUUCUCUGACAUUCUUGCGUCUUUGGUCAAGAACAGACUCUGCAGUGAAUGGAUUGAUCAUGCACUGCCAGAGUCUGUCCUUAGAGUUCUGAUCUGCUUAAGAUUACUGAUCAGAGAUCCCCACCAUCAGAAAAUCCUCCAUCAGCUCCAAGGCAUUAAUUUACUUGCCAGGUAUAUGGAGCAUGUCACUGCUGUGUAUGCAUCUUGCGGCGAACAGGCGUUUGCUGUGCAGAAGCUGGUCACAAUGACCUACAUAUUUCAGAAGCUGUCUGCCGCUGAGGAUCAAAGGGUCUGGGUCACCGAGAGCGGCGCUCACAGGACCCUGGUGAAGCUGCUAUCCACAUCAGAUAGCAGUGUGCUGCUGGGAGCCCUGCUGGCACUCACCACUCUGGCUGAGAGCCCAGAAUGCAAGCAGGAGAUUGGCCAGCUACCCAUUGUGGAGAACCUCCUUGUAAUACUGCAGGAAUAUGACCUGCUGUCAAAGAGGAUGAGUGCGGAGCUGCUGAGGCUCCUGUCCCCCGUGUGGCAGGUGAGGGACCAGGUGAGGGAGCUGGAGGGUCUUCCAGUGCUGCUGAGUCUGCUGUACAACCAGCACCUGAAGCUGCUGUGGAGCGUCGCCUGGGUCCUGGUCCAGCUCUGCGAGGAUCCCGACACCAGGACGGAGAUCCGGAGCUGGGGCGGGGUGCAGCAGCUUCUCCGGCUGCUCAACAGCGACAGGCAGUACGUCUGUGACCGCUCAUCCAUCGAGACUCUCUCCAGCGCCAACGCAGCCGGACGCAUCCACAGAGAGCACAUCAGAGAGGAGCUCAGCCCACAGGAGGAGGUGGACAACACUGUGGCCCUGCAGUCAGCCUGCUGCACAGUUCUGACUGAGCUUAGUCUGGAUGACACAUCUGCUCACCACAUUGUGCAGGAAAAUGGGGUUUAUAUAAUCUCAAAGUUGAUUUUACCACAAAACUCUGGACCAAAGGUCACAUCUUUACAGUGCUAUGCAUUUAGGACCCUCCGGUUUCUCUUUAGCGUGGAAAGAAACAGGAAUCUGUUUAAAAGACUCUUUCCCACAGACCUCUUUGAGUUGUUUAUUGAUGUUGGACACUAUGUACGGGACCUCGCGGUCUACGAGGGACUGCAAACCAAAGUUUCACUCUACACUGAAGAGGAACUGGACAAUCUAAGAGAGGGCAUCGAGGCUGUGGACCAGAACCGACCUCCCCUUAAAGUCAUCAACGGUUACUCCAUCCUGGACCAUCUUGGCACCGGCGCUUUUGGAAGCGUCUUUAAGGUCCGAAAGCAGAGUGGCCAGAACCUUCUGGCUCUGAAGGAGGUGAACCUCCAUAACCCGGUGUUUGGUAAAGACAAGAAGUCCAGAGACAGCAACGUGGAUAAAAUCAUCUCGGAGCUCACGAUCGUCAAAGAACAGAUGACACACCCAAACAUUGUUAAAUACUACAAGACAUUUUUGGAAGGAGACAAGCUGUACAUCGUGAUGGAGCUGAUCGAGGGAGUGCCACUGGCUGAACAUUUCAACUCUCUGAAGGAGAAGCAGCACAAGUUCACAGAAGACAGACUUUGGAAUAUAUUCAUGCAGAUGUGUCUGGCAUUGAGGUACCUGCACAAGGAAAAGAGAAUAGUGCACCGCGACCUGUCACCGAACAACAUCAUGCUGGGGGAAAAGGACAAAGUCACCAUCACCGACUUUGGCCUAGCGAAGCAGAAACAGGAGAACAGCAAGCUAACGUCAGUGGUCGGCACCAUCCUUUACUCCUGUCCAGAGGUGGUGAAGAACGAGCCGUAUGGAGAGAAAGCUGACGUCUGGGCUUUGGGCUGCAUCCUCUACCAGAUGGCCGCUUUACAUCCUCCGUUCAACAGCAGUAACAUGCUGUCGCUGGCCAGCAAGAUUGUCGAGGCCGUCUACGAGCCGAUUGAAGAAGGAGCUUUCUCAGAGAGAGUCACAGACAUGAUCAGAUGGUGUUUGAGUCCAGAUGCAGAACAGCGGCCGGACAUCGUGGCCGUCAGCUCCAGGAUCUCUGACCUCAUGAUGAGGCUGAUGGACGGCCUCUACACUUCCCAGAAUGCACUGGAACGAAGAGCAGACAGAGACAGGAAGCGAGCGCAGAAGUACUUCCUGGAGAGACACAAAAGCAGGACGGACUGCUGUCACUCGAACCCGUCUCAGGAAAAAUCCAUAAUGAAUACUGAAUCUCCAACUCCUCGCUCUCCUGCAGCCUGCAAUUCAAACCACAGCGAGCACAACAUCGGUCAAGAUGAUGCCUCAGAUGGUGAUGUAGAAACAUGCGAUACCAACAUCAGCACCACUGCCUUUACGGGGAAACACUACGAAUUAAAGUCCAGUGCCUGCAAAACUCCAGACCAAAUUCAAUCUUGUGGUGACUAUGCUGCUGCAAAGAUUAAACCAAGACCAGUGUCAGCAGGGAUCUGUGUCUCCCAGAAGAAGGUUCGUCAGAUUGAUGAUCCCAUCCAGAGGCUCCUCGUGCAGCUGCACAAAAUCAUAUACGUCACUCAGCUUCCACCAGCUCCACAUCACAACAUCAAACGACGGAUCAUUGAAAGAUUUAAAAAGUCUCUGUUCCACUUUGGGAGCGAUCCAUACAACCUGAAAGUGGAGCUCAGCAAGCUCCUCCACGCCUCUCCAGAGCUGAUGGAGUUCAGCACAAACAGGGCAGACUGGUGGCCUCUGGUCCACCACUUCACAGGAGACCCCCACGCUGCUGACAGCACAGGUGAUGGGAAUCUCAAAGAUGGAGUCACCUAUCAGCAGAUGCAGGGGAUCAUAGAGGAGCUGGUGGAGGAGAACAGCUACUAUGAAGCAACACACAGCAGGAUCUCCGAGAAAAGAAAUGACCAAGAACACAAGUGAUCGUUGGCUGUUUUCACUCUCAGAUGUCACAGAAGAAGCAGAAAAGAUAAAUUAUUCCAGCGUGGUAACAUUUGCAUCAGAAGUAAUUUAUAAUUGUAUAAAUUUAAAACCAUAAGAUCUCUAAGUAUUUGUUUGUCCAUAAACUAUUUACAACUUAGCUUAGUUAUUGUUGUGAUAGCUGCUGUAACCUGAUUCUAAAACUGACACCACUCAGGGCUGCAAUUAACGAACAUUGUCAUUAUUUUCAAUUAUAUGAAUAUUCACUGGUCCAAAAAAAGCCAGAAAAAUUUGAAAAAUGUGGUUCACAGUUUUCUAAAGCCCAGACCGAUGUGAUCAAAUUGAAAAUCUUGUUUAACAAACAAUCCAAAUUCCAAAGACUUAAUGCAAAGAUCUUAUGCAAUUGACAUUAUGCAAUUGACAUUAUGCAAUUGACAUUAUGCAUAUGAUACCACACACCUCUUUGGUUUUCAGGCAUUUAUUAUUUGUACAAAUUUAAUAUGACUGUGUAAAUCUCCAAAGUCAAUUUAAUAUAUGUAAAUUGCAUGUGCUUGUAUUUAUUUCUGUCAGCUCAGUCGAUGAGAAGCUGCUGAUAUCAAAAGAGAACUGACCUGUAACCACCACACACACAGAAACGACUGACUUAACCUCAGACACUAUCCAGAGCUUUUUUAUCUGCAUGUGUUAAGUUUUAUUUUCUAGCACUUUAAAUUCUCAGGAACAGACUCAGCGGUUUGACGGUUUAACUCCUCUCUGCAGGGCUGCAAGUCACAGCAUGUUUCAAACGGCUGUGAGCAAAAAUGAAACCAAACAUUCACCUCAAUUCAACAUACAUGUUUUUAUACAUAUCACAAUGUCUGACUGCAGCUUUACUAGCAGCAAAUAUAUUAACAUGCACUCUGAGACACUGUUAUCAUUUUCAAUAUGAUUAGUAUCCAAAUAUACUUUUUGAUCAGAGAAUGUUUUCAUUUUGAAGAGUGGAGCGCAGCGGAAGGGUUUUUCAUAUGCACUUUGAUCCAAAAAAGGGAUUUGUCUGUAU
Molecule: messenger RNA, 4430 nt
Organism: Anoplopoma fimbria (sablefish)
Lineage: Eukaryota; Metazoa; Chordata; Actinopteri; Perciformes; Anoplopomatidae
Gene: nek10
Product: NIMA-related kinase 10
Exons: 36
Coding region: 197-3394 (1065 amino acids)
Biological process (GO): protein phosphorylation
Molecular function (GO): protein binding; ATP binding; protein kinase activity
Source: RefSeq, a predicted model, not a curated record